UCGCGGGCGGCCGAGUUUAUGGGUAAUAUUUCCCAAGAUUCUUUGUGGCGUGCUUGGCGUACGGAGAACCGGCGAAAAUUCAAUUCACCGCGUGCGAACGAACGUGUGGAUUACGUCGCAUCAUGUUCAAUUAGUUAUGUCAUGUCAUGUUGGCGUGAAGUCGUGAUGACGCCUCGUCCCUCGAGUCCCCAACGAGUCCUCGUCAUGCCGCGCCGCCUUGCGAUGUAUCGGCCUGUCUCUUUUCUCGAGACAACCGUGCGCGAGGAUGGCGAGGCACGUCGAAGCAGGACGCGGUUCUGCUUAUCCGUCCACGACGCGUUUAGGACGCUUGCCAACGUCGCAUCAUCUCGAUGUCCCUUCGGGCUGUUGAUCACAGCACCGGCGACGAUGGAUUAUUAACCGUCGCUGAGCCGGUCGGUCAUUGUUAUCAUCGCUUAUCGCGAGAAAUGGAAGGGCCGUUUGUUUGAUUGCGACUUUUGCGGUAAAGGUACCACGCGGUCUCGCUGCUCGGCAUACAAACAUCUCGAAGGGAGAAACAAAAAUCGCGGACGCAAUGUCUCCUUGUCCAGCAUCAUUAGCAUCUGUUAGUGAAAAAUAUUCUCUGUUUGCAGCUGGGUCAUAAUUGUAGGGGAUUAUGUCGGAGCAAAGUGCGGAUUCUCCGAACUAUACUGCGAAUCAGGAGGAGGAAGAGGAAGAGGAGAUGAUCUUGCAAGAGUCUGAGGCUAAUCCUGUAGAUAUUCUAGAAUGUCUGUCGGUUAUGAUCAAUGAUAGCACUGGAAAGGAUACUAAUCAGGUACAGGAACUUAUAUUGGACGACCAGUUGCUUGGUACAAUGGUGACUACAAUUACAUUGCCUGAUGGGACUCAAGCUUUUGUUACGAAUAAUCUUGGUGACAUUGAUCCAGAUUUCAAGACACAAACACUGCAAACACUUGAAAAUGGAGAUACUAUUUUGCUACGAGAUUUGUCGGAAUUUGGCGAUGGAAAGGCUCUUCAAUUGGAAUUAGAUCCAGCUACAUUUGUACAAGCUGAAGACACUGCCACUGAAAAUGUAGAAAAUACGUAUUCACAAGUAGAAUUUAUCAAUGGCACUGCGUACAUGGUGGCUAGCCAUGUGGAUGUAGACGAAAAUUUAUGGGAAAUUGAAGAUGGGAAGUUAAAGAAAAAAGAUCCCAAGAUUUUAAUCAACAAAAUAUCUGAUGUAAAAGUUAGGUAUCCUUGUCCUAGAGAAGGAUGUUCAAAGGUUUACAGCACACCUCAUCACCUCAAGGUCCACGAACGUUCGCAUACUGGUCAGAGACCAUACAGAUGUACUCAUCCAAAGUGCAAAAAAAGUUUUUCAACCGGCUACAGUCUGAAAGCGCAUUUACGGACGCAUACAGGCGAGAAACCAUAUAAAUGUACGAAUGGAACGUGUAACAAAAGCUUCAAGACGUCGGGUGAUUUGUUAAAACACGUGAGAACUCACACGGGAGAACGUCCCUUUGUAUGUCCAUUUAACGGUUGUGGCCGAUCGUUCACUACAAGUAAUAUUAGGAAGGUUCAUGUAAGGACGCACACUGGCGAGCGACCGUAUAAAUGUACGCAACCGACAUGUGGUAAAGCGUUUGCUAGUGCGACAAACUACAAGAAUCACAUACGUAUACAUUCAGGCGAAAAGCCUUACGUUUGUUCCAUAGAAAACUGUGGUAGAAGGUUUACCGAAUAUUCUAGUCUAUAUAAACAUCAUCUUGUACAUACACCACAACGACCAUUCGAAUGCACACUAUGCUCCAGGAAAUAUCGUCAGAGUAGCACGUUGGUGAUGCACAAGAGAACAGUUCAUGCCUUAGUUGACAGUGACGAUGGUGCCGAUACAUUUUUGCAAGACUCUCUUGAAUCCUCUAGUCAAAAUAAAAAAAAAAAUAAAACUGUAAAAGAAAAUCAUAAGCUGUUAGCAAAAGACAAACAAAUCCAGAUUUCUAAAAUGAUCGAUGAUACGAACGAGAAAGAACCACAAAUUUUAUUGGUAGGUGAUCCUUCGCAAAUCGCUGCAUUACAGAAGAUUGAUUUGGACGAAAAUUUUGAUGAUCCUGGCAUUGAUACAACAUUCGAAGGAUUGAAUAUAAAAAUCGAAGACAUAGAAUUUGGAUGGAACUAAUGCAGAGAAAGGAAUGCAACUUUAUAUGUAUGAGAAAAGUCUUAAGCAUUAAAUAUUAAUUUUGUUAACAUUCAUUCAUGGAUGUGCUAAUAUCAGAGCGAAAUCAAAUAAGUAAAUGAAAAUUAAAAAUAGUGUCAAACAAUAUUUGACCGCAUAAAUGCUGCGGUAACAGAUCCGAACUGAGAUUUAAGUUUCUUAUCAGUUUCAUAAAUUCAUCAGAUAGAAAUAUAC
Messenger RNA from Atta colombica, 2371 nucleotides. Its product is annotated as zinc finger protein 76-like. Gene Ontology annotation, cellular component: nucleus. Gene Ontology annotation, molecular function: DNA-binding transcription factor activity, RNA polymerase II-specific; RNA polymerase II cis-regulatory region sequence-specific DNA binding. Gene Ontology annotation, biological process: central nervous system development; regulation of transcription by RNA polymerase II. Bases 635 to 2140 code for a protein of 501 amino acids. Lineage: Eukaryota; Metazoa; Arthropoda; Insecta; Hymenoptera; Formicidae. The transcript has 8 exons. The record is from RefSeq and is a predicted model, not a curated record.